Messenger RNA from Seminavis robusta, 2475 nucleotides. Lineage: Eukaryota; Bacillariophyta; Bacillariophyceae; Naviculales; Naviculaceae. The record is from the annotation of a GenBank genome assembly.
AUGUCCAAGGAAUCCACCACCACCAUGACGGACUCGACUAUUGCCGCUGCUGACGACUCCAACACCCAUAAUAAUAAUACGGACGACCACCUCACUGCUCUGCUGCCCGCGUCUCAUCCGACAAACCCCAUUCGCCAUUCAGGUCGUGCGUUGGUGCGAGGGAAAAUCCGUCGUGUGUGGCGUCCAAGGCAUCUUGAAGUGUGGGACAAUGGCCUGGUGCGAUAUUACGAAGUGCCCAUUCCUGCCAACAGCACAUUGGAUGCCUUUGUUCCUCCCUACCUUCCACCGCACGACGACACCCUUCCCCAUUCCAAAAUCCCCAAGUGUACACUGGCGAUUCAUCAUGCGAGAAUCAUUGACGUCACUACACUGCGAGAUAUGCAUGUCGGGUUGCCACGAGGCGCCUUUGGAUUCUUGUUUCAUGGACAACAAAUCGACGAGGAAGGAACGGGAGGUGGUGGAGAAGAAGAUUUGUUUAGUGAUGGCAUGCAACUGUUGAGUAUGGGACAGUGUCAAGGAAAUGCCAAUUUGGCCACGCCAAGAGAUUUUCUAUGUGCCGUCAAUUCACUCGAAGAAGCACAAUCCUGGGUCAUUGCACUGCAAUGGGCAGCUUCCAUGAGUCGAGAUGCGUCGUUGCAUUCGGGAAGUACGCAUUCCUUGCCGUACUCCACAUCCACGGAUGAUCCAUCGUGGGAUCCACAGCAUCAGGAAGAUUCUAUUGUGGCCAGUCCUCCACGACAACGACAACAACAAUCAUCACCCGAACAACAAACAGCCAAAACAACAACCACUCUUCCCAAUAUUAAUAAACCCAAAGCUGGCAAAAUGAUUGUCACCAAGGUGGUUGGAUACACGCUUGUACGCUUGGAAACUUACAAGUGGGAAAUUGCCUAUCGAAUCCAUGUGCUUUUGGUCAUGCCACGACAACAACAGCAACAAGUACAAGAAUGGUCCAUUCUACGAACGGCACUCGACAUGGCCGACAUUAUUAUACUGGACAAACAACAUGUACCACUCUCGCCCAAAGUACAAGCGCAGUUGCAACGGAUUCGGGACUUGCCGACACUGCACAAAAUGGAAAAGUUGACCAAAUCCGUCGCCGUGGUCGACAGUGUUCUGCGGUCCUUUUGUAUGGAAGCCGGAGUCGUCAAUUCGCCUUCCAUGAAACGAUUCUUGGGACUCCAGUCGUCGUCGUCGUCAUUGCAACCACACGCUACUAAUAGUACUCGUGUCUCGCAAUUCUGGGCAUUUCACGGUCCCAGUGGUGUCCUGAGUCGACCCAAACGAACCAUUCUGCAACAGCAGAGCAUUGAUCAGUUUGUCAAACAGUGGUUGCAACAGGCCAAACCCAAAGAUACGACACCAUCCAAGCGAUUUUCACUGCUCUGUUGGUACCUGCGGUUGCCACAGCCAACCACAACCUACGCCGCUGGACUGCUCUUGUUCGCUGUGGUUUCCGCGAUCUCUCCUGCCAGCGUUGAAAUCGAUUCAUCGAAAAGUAUCACAUACUACCACGCAACGUCCCAUCAAACACAACAACCACCACAACCCAAGAGCCCAAACAAGAGCAUGAGCGAAGAAUCUGUCGGGCAUUCUACUGUGGCUGGUACACCCCACAAGUCUCUCAUGGAUGAAGACGACGACAGCGAGGCUGUGGAAGAUGAGGAGGGUGAAGAAAGCUCCCCACGGGCAGAAGCGGUGGAGUCCACCAGCUUGUUGCAACAGCAAGAUUCGAGAUUGUCCUCUCCCCUGCCCAUGUACGAUGCCGACCACAAAGUCACCGUUUCUUGCUGGUCCAAACCAGACGACUCAAUAUUCAACGUUCGUGGACCGACGUACUUGACCGACCGGGUGAAGAUGCCUUCCGGUAAGGCAUCGUUUACGUGUGAAGGUGUGGACAUGUGGCUCUCGGACACCCCCGAACGACACAUUGCGCGUCAUCCAAGUGUGUCGGAAGGGGUCCUCGCCAACACGGACAAGGACAUGUUUUUGGUCAAUUUCUUGCUCCCAUUUGGAAAUUUUGUGGCCUACUUUUCGAUUCCGCCUCUGGAACAAUUUGCGAAUCCGCAGCUGGCCGAUGUUUGGACGCGUUUUGUCGAAGGCAAUCAGCAAUAUCGUGAUGCCCGUUUGAAGAUGCUCCCUGUGGUGGUGGACGGUCCGUGGAUUGUGCGGGCGGCAGUACCGGGCACAUCUCCCGCGCUUCUCGGCAAGGUGAUCCCCUUGCAAUACUUUUUUACGCAGAAACCCAGUGGGCGUUCCAUCUACGAGGUGGAUGUCAUCAUCACAGCGUCCAGCAUUGCCAAGGGUAUUCUGAGUGUUGUCAAGAGUCACACCAAGGCUCUCUCUAUUGCUUUUGCCUUUAUAAUUGAAGCUGCCGAGGAGCAUGAACUACCCGAAACUGUUCUCGCAUCCUUUCAAGUGCACUCGGUUGACUUGGAAGACUGCCCACUGCUCCCGAGUUUGAGUAUGCCAUGA